This is a messenger RNA of Priapulus caudatus, 482 nucleotides long. RefSeq names its product FERM domain-containing protein 7-like. Gene Ontology annotation, molecular function: guanyl-nucleotide exchange factor activity. Gene Ontology annotation, cellular component: cytoskeleton. The record is from RefSeq and is a predicted model, not a curated record. NCBI's taxonomy places the organism in Eukaryota, Metazoa, Priapulida, Priapulimorpha, Priapulimorphida, Priapulidae. The annotation marks the transcript as partial. The transcript is spliced from 4 exons.
GGAUGUCACCAGCAGAAGCUGACCUCAUGUUGCUGGACAUUGCCAGGAAGGUGGAACUGUACGGAAUACGCAUGCACACUGCCAAGGACCACGAGAGCGUGGGGCUCAACGUUGCCGUCGCGCACUACGGCAUCAUCGUCUUUCAGAACCUGACGAAGAUCAACACGUUCUCCUGGGCGAAGAUCCGUAAGAUCAGCUUCAAACGCAAGCGCUUCCUCAUCAAGCUGCAUCCGGAAAGCCAGCUCUACUACAAGGACACAGUCGACUUCUACUUUGAUGACCGCACUCGCUGCAAGAUCUUCUGGAAGAAGUGUGUCGAGCAUCACGCGUUCUUCCGCUGCGCGACGAUGGACAAGGUCGAGCGAAGAAAGAAGCACUUCCUCAGCAAGGGUUCCUCCUUCAGGUACAGCGGGAGAACGUUGAAGGAGAUGGUGGAUCACGUGAGGCAGGCCUACGUGAAGCGGCAGACGCUCAAGCGGUUC